This is a messenger RNA of Sinocyclocheilus rhinocerous, 1956 nucleotides long. It is a transcript of the gene pdhx, whose product is annotated as pyruvate dehydrogenase complex component X. Gene Ontology annotation, cellular component: pyruvate dehydrogenase complex; mitochondrion. NCBI's taxonomy places the organism in Eukaryota, Metazoa, Chordata, Actinopteri, Cypriniformes, Cyprinidae. The record is from RefSeq and is a predicted model, not a curated record. The coding region runs from base 124 to 1635 and encodes 503 amino acids. The transcript is spliced from 12 exons. Gene Ontology annotation, biological process: pyruvate decarboxylation to acetyl-CoA. Gene Ontology annotation, molecular function: acyltransferase activity.
CUCAGUGAGAGAGAGCGUGCAGGGAACAGUCCGCGAGGCGGCGCUAAUGAGCGAGCCCGAGCUCGAGCCGCCCGCAGCGGCAGAGAAGAAGAAGAGGCGCUGCAGCGCAAGAAGGGCACAGCGAUGGCGGCGUCCAUCAGACUCGGGCGGAGGGCCGUUUUCUUUGCUCUGAGAGCCAUAAAACCCUAUAAGCUGACAGUUCAAAACAGACUAAUAAUUCAGAAUAAACGCCAGUGGACCGCAGGCUGGACCGGAAGCGGCUUCAGACACUUGUUUCAGUCGCCGUCAGUAUGUGCAGGGGUCGCUCCUCUGGAGCUGCAGAUGCCAGCGCUCUCGCCCACCAUGGAGGAGGGAAACAUUGUUAAAUGGCUGAAGAAAGAAGGUGAUGAAGUGGCUGCUGGUGACGCUCUCUGUGAGAUUGAGACUGAUAAAGCUGUGGUGAUCAUGGAGUCCAAUGAUGAUGGAAUCCUUGCUAAAAUACUCGUGCAGGAGGGCAGUCGAGGUGUGCGUUUGGGAACUCUCAUAGCACUGAUGGUCAGUGAAGGUGAAGACUGGACACGGGUGGAGAUUCCAGCGCUCGAGCCAGUAACACUCACCACAGCUCCGCCCACUGCAGCCACGCCCACUGCUGCUGACCCCGCCCCUCCUCUGACCACCACACCUUCAGCACCCAAACAAUUGCGCUUGAGUCCAGCUGCGAGACACAUUUUGGACACUCAUGGUUUGGAUCCUCAUCUGGCAAAAGCUACAGGUCCACGCGGCCUCAUCACUAAAGAAGAUGCUCUGAAGCUGUUGAAUCAGAGUGGUGAAAGGCUCUCAGCUCCUCCAGCAGCUGCGGUCGCUCCUCCUGCCCCGGUCUCCGUCUCUCCACCCAUCGCCCCGAGCACCGGCCGCCCCACCUUCCCAGCCCUGUCUGUGCCCGGAAAACCUGGAAUGCCGGGCACGUUCACGGAGAUCCCGGCCUCUAAUGUGAGGAGAGUCAUUGCACAGAGACUGACGCAGUCCAAGAGCACCAUUCCUCAUGCGUAUGCUUCGGUCGACUGUGACCUUGGGCCCGUCAUGAAGCUCCGGAAACAGCUGGCCACGGAGGACAUCAAGGUGUCAGUCAAUGAUUUCAUCAUCAAAGCGACUGCCGUCUCACUCAGAGAGAUGCCAGAGGUGAAUGUGAUGUGGUCCGGUGACGGGCCGCAGGCUCUUGACUACAUCCACAUCUCCAUCGCCGUGGCAACACCACGGGGCCUCAUAACCCCCAUCAUCAAAGAUGCUGCUAACAAAGGGCUGCAGGAGAUCGCUGCUACCGCUAAGGCUCUGGCGCAGAAAGCUCGGGACGGGAAGCUGUUACCAGAGGAGUAUCAGGGAGGAUCUUUCAGUAUCUCUAACCUGGGGAUGUUUGGUAUCAGUGAGUUCAGUGCGGUCAUCAAUCCUCCUCAAGCCUGCAUCUUAGCCGUGGGCGGCACCAGGGCUGAGCUGAGGUUGGCCCCCCAGAACCCAGAUGGCCCCGUUCUCCGCACUCAGCAGCUAAUGACGGUGACUUUGUCUAGCGACGGGCGUCUAGUGGAUGACGAACUUGCCUCACGCUUUCUGGAAAAAUUUCGCACAAACCUAGAGCAGCCUCAGCGUGUGAGUGUGCCAUAGAGAGAGGAAGUGUUGGGACUGAAUGCGCUCUGGUGUUAUGGGGCUUUUCUUAUACAUGCUAUUUAUUGGUUAAGAUGUACAUAGACAAGUGAUUCAAGGUCAGAGAAACACUUUGAAGCCCUAGGUCAAUUAAUAAUAUCAUUUACAGCACUUCUACCAUAAAUGGAAUGGAAUGUUCUGGUUAUUUUGGAGUGAGAAGCAUUCAGUGUACUGCGUAAACGUAAAUCAUGUGGCAGUGUUAAGGCACCUUUAUAGUGGACAAUAUGUUAGGACACUCUUUUUUGGACUGCCCAAUAAUCCAAUAAACUCAUGUCUUCUGCU